Molecule: messenger RNA, 1844 nt
Organism: Sinocyclocheilus rhinocerous
Lineage: Eukaryota; Metazoa; Chordata; Actinopteri; Cypriniformes; Cyprinidae
Product: DEP domain-containing protein 1B-like
Exons: 13
Coding region: 327-1844 (505 amino acids)
Biological process (GO): intracellular signal transduction
Source: RefSeq, a predicted model, not a curated record
AAAUUGAGUUUUUAUAAUGAAACGAAAUAAAUUGUCAAUAUCUCUUGGUGUUCUUGUGCUUUCAUUACGUCUUCACACGUUUUCAACAGCGCACUUACACUACAUCUCCCAUACUGCACUUGGGCAACUCCCGGUAAAGGCGAUGCCCAUAUUUGGUAAAUCAGUAGCAUCACGUGACUGAUUUCGUGUGCCAAUCACAUUAUUGGCAGGAACGUGUCGCUUUUCAAAAUUAAGGGAAGUAACUGGCGUGGAGAUGUUUACGGAGAUAAACACGGUAACUUAAAUGGCUAAAUAAGAUUUUGUUAAUAAAAAUUAAUAGGGCUGAAAUGGAUGGUAAAAUGAUUGGACCGGGACCUUAUAGGGCGACGAAAUUGUGGAAUGAGACCAUCAGGCUUCUCCGUGGUGGAAUGCCAGUCAGACGUCACUGGGCUCAUUUCAGGAGUUAUGACCACAGUUUUACAGGAGCCGAGGCUGUCGACUUCCUCCACGAGCUGCUCAGACGAAACCAGAACUUCGGACCGGAGGUGACGCGCUACCAAACACUCCAGUUACUUCGGAAAUUCUUCAAAAACCAUGUCAUCGAGGAUGUCAAAGGACGAUGUGGUAAAGAGGACUUUGAGGACAGUGGACAUUUAUACAGAUUUCCCCCACAAUCACCUCUGAAGCCCGUUCCUGUGCGUCCACCUGUAAGAGAUCACAGCUCAGUACCCAGAAUCCCACGCUGGGAUGACUUUGAGGAGAUAUCAGUGCCGGAGAAGAUCCCAGUGAAGCCUCUUAUGAAUUCCGAAUCGUGGAACAAAAGGCACAGCAUCGCCAUCGGUGAGGUUCCUGAAUGCCGUUUAAUCCGGAGGAGAGAAUUAACCCCGAAACACGUGGACCAGAUAUGGAAGUCAAUGACACUAACACAUUUACAGACUGUUUUGGGUCUCCAGUCUCUGGACGGGGUUUUAGAUGCCAAACUUCUGAGCCCCAAGCACAUCGUUCACAAUGUUUUUGGUGUUAAUAAGCAGGGGAUUGUUGUGCUAAAGAACAAAGCAGAGAACUUGCCUCAUUGGGUGUUAUCUGCAAUGAAAUGCCUGGCAAACUGGCCCAAUGGGAAUGACGCCAGGCAGCCCAUGUAUCCAGGAUUUGAGAGAGACGUCUUCAGGACAGUGGCAGAACAUUUUCAGAGAUUGAAAGAGCCACUUUUGACUUUCCAUCUGUAUGAAAUAUUUGUCAGUAUUUUGGGAGCCAUGGUGGAACUAUUGGAGAACAUCAUACAAGACAAGAACAUGUCCAUUAAAGACAAGAAGAAGAAGCUGAAGCAGCUCAUCUACAUCUUGAAUGGCCUCAAGAUAAAAUAUGCGGGUGCAGACACGGACACCACCAUGGCGUCUCCACCUCACUCGUUCUGCAGACAGAUCAGCAGAGAGGAGUUUGAGCAGCAGAGGGUCUCUGGAUCUCAAGGAGCCAUGGUGGAACUAUUGGAGAACAUCAUACGCCCUUCCAGAGGAGCUGGAGCUUUCGGGCUUGAGUCAGCGCUCGGAGUGUGCGAUGGGUCCCCAGAGUACCCAGAAGCAGAGGCAGAGGAAGGAGCCGCUUCAGGCGUGGAGCUCUUCCAAGUACGCAGACGUUCCAGUCGGAACCUGCAGCUGCCCCCGUUGGUCUUCCGGCAAGCUGAGCAACAUGACUGGAACAGCAAAGAGACUGAGCCGAUCGCCCGUCCAACCACUCUGGCGCUGCGCACCCCCCCGCUCAUCGCCAUCACAUCUGCUGAUGCCGGCAGAUCCUGUUCCUUCUUUGAUGGACUCUUUAAAGAGGCACAGCUGAAGGGUGUCUCUCCAGGGCCGCAAGCAGAUGGAUGA